This is a messenger RNA of Arabidopsis arenosa, 996 nucleotides long. NCBI's taxonomy places the organism in Eukaryota, Viridiplantae, Streptophyta, Magnoliopsida, Brassicales, Brassicaceae. The record is from the annotation of a GenBank genome assembly.
AUCUUCAAAUAACCUAAAUAAAAUGAAAUUUGGCUGACGAAAAUGAAUCCAAAAAAAUCUGUAAAGGUUGAAAAUGGGUGAAUCUGCAGUUCUGGUUCAUUCUUAUUCUUUCGCAGCUCCUAUUACUCGUAACGAUUCUCAUGAGGAGAAUACGAUUCAUGCGUUAAGUCAAUCAAUAUCAUUUGGGAAAUUUAUGACAGAGAAUCUAGAAUGGGGAAAAUGGUCAAGCUUUUCACAUAAGAAGUAUGUUGAAGAAGCAGAGAAAUACUCACGUCCUGGAUCUGUUGCACAGAAGAAAGCUUUCUUUGAAGCUCAUUACAAGAGAAUAGCUGAAGCUAAGAAAGCUGCAACUGAAGAACAACCAACUGUUACUCCUGCUGAAGUUUUGCUUCAUACUUUGGAAACACAACCUCCUCCUCCUCCUCCUCCGGUGAAUAGGUAUCAGCAAGAGGUUAAGGAUGGUGAAGAAGGAUGUGAAAGAAACAGUUUUCAGAUUGAUGAUCAUGAUGUGACUGAUGAAUUGGAAAAUGUGAUGUUUGGUGAUGAUGAUAAGGAGGUGAAGAAGGUAGAGGAAGAGUUGUUGAAGGAGGAUUGGUCUGUUGGUGAAAAGGAGAAACAACAGAGGAAAUCGAUUACUAAGAAUAGACCGGUGUUUAGAUUGUCUCUCGAGAAAACAAUCCCUCGGAAGUCUUUGGAUGAGAUAUCUUUAACUGAGAAGAGAAGCGAAAGACCGAUAACUCAGUUAGAAGAAAAACCGGUUCACCGCCAGAGAUUCGGGCUCUUGAGUUGUUUCAUAAGUAAUUCUAAAACUCAAGAUCAGAAUCAGAGCAGGGAUAAGAGAAAGACGGAGAAGAAGAAGCAGUUUCUGUGUCUUUGUUUGAAGCCAAAGACUGUAAGAGAGUAAUCAUAAGAUAGCCAAAGAAGCUUAAAGAACACAGCUUUGAAUACGUUACAGUCUGCAAAUGGCAAUCGGGAGAAUAAAAAGAUCGAUUUCGA